Messenger RNA from Medicago truncatula (barrel medic), 1644 nucleotides. RefSeq names its product inactive poly [ADP-ribose] polymerase RCD1. NCBI's taxonomy places the organism in Eukaryota, Viridiplantae, Streptophyta, Magnoliopsida, Fabales, Fabaceae. Bases 1 to 1644 code for a protein of 547 amino acids. The record is from RefSeq and is a predicted model, not a curated record. The transcript is spliced from 6 exons. Gene Ontology annotation, molecular function: NAD+ poly-ADP-ribosyltransferase activity.
AUGGAAGAGAACCCCUCAAAGGCAUUGGAUGGAGUUUCACUAAAUAAAAAGCGAAAGAGGGAUUCCCAAGGUGUUUCACGUCGGACUGGAGUUUUGGCACCAACAAGUGUGGUUGUUAAACAAAUGACAUUGGCUAGAGAUAUAUGCAAACCAGAUGACUCUUGUCCUGAUAUUUCCAAGUCAUUGGUUAGUUAUUAUUUGAACUAUAAGAAAAGUGGCAUACCAAAACGUUUGAUGUUCUAUAAGAAUGGUAAAUGGGUUGAUUAUCCAGAGGAUGUUGUUGAUUUGGUUAAGAAAGAUUUCAAAAUUAAGAAGGCAAUUGUAGAGGUAGAGUUAAAUGGCCAAGAGGUUGUACUGGAUUUUUUGCAUAUGAAUCAUGUGGAUAUGAAAACAUGUUUGCAACAACCCAUUGGUUGGAUUGAUGAGGAAGGGAACUAUUUUUUCCCUAAAGUCUUUGUUGGUUCUACGGAAGAACCCAAUAAUAUAAGGGAGAGGGAGGGUGAAGAAAGACUUAAUAAGAAAGAACCACAUGAGAUAAAACUACAUAUAUCCAAUGAAAUAAAUGGGGCAGAUGAAUCCAAGUUGAGAAAGUAUAGUCGAGAGUCUGAUAAUGCAACUAAGAAUGUAAAAGCCGAAGGCCAUGCUAUGACUACUAAAAUAGGGAUUCAAAAUGUUGCUAUAGAUAUUAACCAAGAGCCAGACAUAGAUUUAAAUGAUUAUUCUGAAUCUUUAUACGGAAAAUUGGAUGUGAAUUCUACACAAAAGAUGUUUCUUAAAGGAAUGAGUUCUUUGGGAAUUAGCGAGUCUGAUAUAGUUGGGAUUUAUCGCAGCUCAGGAAGGUCAAUGCAAAUGCGACUGCAGUUGUUCGAGAAGCAAGCUGAUAUCAUAAAAGGAAUUCGAGGGGUUGCUAAUAUUCGUUAUGCAUGGCUUGCUUGUUCCAAAGAGGAAAUAUCAACAAUGAUGGAAUAUGAACUUAGUCACUAUGAAUUAUCUCCAUCCAAAUGCAUAUAUGGCCCUGGUGUUCAUCUUGCAGCUAUUACCCACCCUUUCGUCUGUUCACUUUCUUGUGAUGAAGACGGAAAUGGAAUUAAGCAUAUGUUCCUAUGUCGUGUCAUAAUGGGGAACAUGGAGCUUCUUCGUCCUAGCAGUAAACAACUUCGUCCAAGUGAUUGCGAAUAUGAUAAUGGGGUGGAUGACAUUCAAUGCCCAAAGUGCUAUGUGGUGUGGAAUAUGAAUAUGAACACACACAUCUAUCCGGAAUUCGUUGUUAGCUUCAAGUCCCCUUUAGGUUUUGAAGAAAAUAUUUGUUCAAAUGAGAGUAAGAAACAAGGCUAUCGGCAUUCUAUAUUGGACACUGUAAAAGCUACCGGUGUUCCUGCUAACAUCAGAAGAACUCCAGGUUCCGCAUCGGUGCCUUUUUCCGUGCUUUUAUCUUCCUUGAGAAACAUGGUUCCUUCCAAUAUUAUGUUUCUUCUCGACGCCCAAUAUGCGUUAUUGAUGUCAAAUAAGAUUUCACGUGGUGAUUGCGUGUUGAAGUUGAGGUUAAUUGUUGCAAACAAUGUACUGAAAUCUGCCGUAUAUAAUGUUCAAUCCAAGAGACCACCGAUUUAUGGAUCAAAUGGCUCAAACGUUAAUCAAGAGUGA